AUGGACGAGCAGGGCCUGCUCCACCGCCUCGAGGCGAUCGCGAACGUCGGGCAGAGCCCCGCCGACGUCUUCUGGGAGUACCUCCAGCACGUCGUCCGGGUCUGCGAGCUCUUGAUGAUCUACCAGCAGCAUCGCUGGGAUGCCGGCGAGCUCGCGGAGGAGAAUGUGGACGCGAGCGAGGGGCUCAUUCGCACCAUCACCAUCGUCAUCGACGCGAAGGGGCUGAAUUACUCGAUGUUGUGGAAACCCGCCCUGGAUUUAUUAAAGGUCAUAGUAACGCGGAUGUUCCAAUACUACCCCAACUGCCUCCAACGGAUCAUCGUGGUGAAUUGUCCCAAGAUGGUUUGGUUUGCGUACAACAUUGUGAAGGGCUUUUUUGAUGUGGAAUUUCGGAAAAAGAUCCACUUACACUACCCAAAGGAUAGCCUGGCGGCGCUGGAGAAGGUAAUUGACAGGAGGUAUAUUCCCCACUUUCUCGGUGGGGAUUGCCAUUGUGAAGACAACUGCAUCGGAAACUAUGAUCCGAAUAGUCAAAAUUUUGGAAGUGACAUUGGGGAAAACGCUGACGAGACUACGAUCACGGAGAAUAUCACGCUUCGCGCUGGCAGAAUCUAUGAAAAGUCCUUCUUUCUUAAAAAGGGGGAAUCUGUUAUAUGGGAAUUCAUCAUGAAGGAAGGGAAAUAUAUCCUUUUUAGCAGUUAUUUCAUACCCUCUUCAGUUAUGGAGUCGUUGGAUCAAAUCGAACAGCAUUCAAAGAAAAACGAGAUUUUUACACACUAUGGAGAAAAGUGUUUAGUUAAUAACUUGAUAAAAAAUGAUAGUCCCACAGAAGGCGUCGAUUCCUACGAGGCGGUCGAGGAUGGGAUGCUUCUUUUGGUGUGGGAUAACAAAAAAUCAUGGUUUUCAUCAAAAAAAAUACAAAUGAAGGUCUUCAAGCAUUCACAAAAUGAAAAUAGUGUUGAUGCUCUUGAUUUACAAUGUAAAUUGAGUUCAUCUCAGGUUAAUAUUUAG
Molecule: messenger RNA, 1011 nt
Organism: Phytomonas sp. Hart1
Lineage: Eukaryota; Euglenozoa; Kinetoplastea; Trypanosomatida; Trypanosomatidae
Source: the annotation of a GenBank genome assembly